Lachancea nothofagi CBS 11611 is the source of this 900-nucleotide messenger RNA. The record is from the annotation of a GenBank genome assembly. Lineage: Eukaryota; Fungi; Ascomycota; Saccharomycetes; Saccharomycetales; Saccharomycetaceae.
AUGUCCUCAAACAACCGCAAAAAGCUACUUUUGAUGGGCCGGUCCGGUUCUGGGAAGUCCUCAAUGAGGUCUAUCAUUUUCAGCAAUUACUCUGCAUUCGAUACCAGAAGGUUAGGGGCCACUAUCGAUGUUGAGCACUCGCAUCUAAGAUUUUUAGGAAAUAUGACGCUUAAUCUGUGGGACUGUGGAGGUCAAGAUGUUUUCAUGGAGAACUAUUUCUCACAACAAAAGGAUCAUAUUUUUCAAAUGGUCCAAGUUCUAAUUCAUGUGUUCGACGUUGAGUCUCAAGAGGUGAUCAAAGAUAUCGAAAUUUUUACGAAGGCUCUCAACCAACUCAAGAAGUAUUCACCAGACGCCAAAAUAUUUGUCCUGCUUCACAAAAUGGACUUGGUACAGCGAGACAAAAGACAAGAACUUUUCCAAAUAAUGAUGAGCAAAUUACAAGAGACCUCAGCGGCCUAUGGUUUCCCUAGCUUGGUUGGAUUUCCAACAUCUAUAUGGGACGAAAGUCUCUACAAGGCAUGGUCUCAAAUCAUAUGUUCUCUAAUCCCCAACAUGGCCACUUACCAAUCGAAUUUAAAGAAGCUGAAAAGUGUUAUGAACGCCCGAGAAAUUAUCUUAUUCGAGCGAGCAACAUUCUUGGUAAUUUGCUCAAGUAACACGGCAUCAGGCGAACUUCUUGAUCCCAAGCGUUUCGAAAAGAUUUCAAAUAUCAUGAAGAAUUUCAAGCAAAGCAGUAUGAAAUUGAAAAGUUCUUUCAAGACAUUAGUUCUUGACAACACCAUCUUUGUUAGUGAGCUUUCUCCUAAUAUGAUGUGCUUCAUUGUACUGAAUAAGUCUGAUAGCCCGCAAGAACUAAUACUGGAAAAUAUAAAAAAAGUCAAAGUUCACUUUCAGUGA